AUGGGGGAUUUCAAUGCUAAAGUUGGUAACGAGAGGGUAGACAACAUCGUGGGUCCUCAUGGACUAGGAAGCCGUAAUGAGAGAGGGGAGAUGCUGGUGGAAUGGGCGCAAACGAACAACAUGAUAAUUGGAAACACCUGGUUUAAGCAACCACUAAGAAGACUGUGGACAUGGUUGAGUCCAGAUGACCACACCCGGAAUCAGAUUAAUUACAUUCUUGUUAAUAAACGCUUUCGUAACUCUCUCUUGGUAUCCAAAACGUUACCAAGAGCAGACUGUUACAGCGAUCAUGUUCCAGUGAUGGGCCGAUUUAGGGCCAAGAUGAGAACACUAAAGAAACCUACCCUAAGGGAACAACUAGAUGUAUCAUUACUCCAGAUCAGACGAGGGGUACGCCAGGGAUGUGUCUUAUCACCAGACUUGUUUUCAAUAUAUAGUGAAAUUAUAAUGCGCAGUUUGGAAUGCUUAAAUGGAAUUAAGAUAGGUGGUAACAACAUCAACAACUUACGGUACGCUGAUGAUAUAGUCCAGCUGGCAGAGACAGAAGAAGAUCUGCAGUCUCUGCUAAAUACAGCCAUCGCUGAAAGCGAAAGGAAAGAUCUCUCCAUUAAUAACACCAAAACCAAGACAUUGGUCGUCAUCAAGAAGGGGUAA
Penaeus indicus is the source of this 654-nucleotide messenger RNA. RefSeq names its product craniofacial development protein 2-like. The transcript has a single exon. NCBI's taxonomy places the organism in Eukaryota, Metazoa, Arthropoda, Malacostraca, Decapoda, Penaeidae. The record is from RefSeq and is a predicted model, not a curated record. The coding region runs from base 1 to 654 and encodes 217 amino acids.